Molecule: messenger RNA, 1721 nt
Organism: Drosophila biarmipes
Lineage: Eukaryota; Metazoa; Arthropoda; Insecta; Diptera; Drosophilidae
Product: prolactin regulatory element-binding protein
Exons: 5
Coding region: 117-1448 (443 amino acids)
Biological process (GO): protein secretion
Cellular component (GO): endoplasmic reticulum membrane
Molecular function (GO): protein binding; GTPase activator activity; guanyl-nucleotide exchange factor activity
Source: RefSeq, a predicted model, not a curated record
GGUUUACGUGGAUUUUAAAGAAACCGACAAGAAGCGUCAACUAAGGGUCUGAUAAACGUGAAUCCACCUAAUUUCUUGUCUUUGUCCUGUGGCCGGACGAUUGCUAUACACUAUUGAUGGCUUAUACUCGUCGCCCCAGCGACGGCCUUUUGGCCCGUGUGAACUUUCCACUAUACGCCGUGGACAUGCUUACCAGCCGUCACAUAAUUGUGGCCGGUGGUGGUGGCUCCAGCAAGACGGGAGUGGCAAACGGCUUUGAGAUCUACGAACUAUACCACAAUGGAACCCACUUCUGCGCGGAGGAGGUGCUGCGCCACGAGACGGGCGCAAACGUAGUGAUGAACUUCGCACUGCGUUACGGUGGCAAGAAAGGCUUCUUGUGCGCCGGCCAGGAGGCGCACUGCCAAAUGUACUUUGUCCAGCCGCGCGUUCUGUUGGAGGAUAUGGAACAUGGAAAGGGAGUCAGCGUCGGUAAGCCCGCACUGGCCGACUGGUCUAAUGGGAAGGACAAUUUAAGUCAGCGAAACGCCCACUCGGGUAUGGAGGCAGUAACGAACAGGCACAAGCACCCCCUCUCCUCCGCUGACAUAUUUCGGCAGUCCCGGCGGAUGCUCUUCGACAUACAAGCGUCGGAUGUGGUGCAGACGGAUUUCCUUAAGGGCGCCGAGCCAUUGCAACGAGUGGUGCGCAUUAGUGGUAACGGCCAGCUUAUGGCCACUGGAGGCACGGACGGACACCUACGGGUAUGGACUUUCCCCCAGAUGACCUUAGCCGCCAAGUUGGCAGAGCAUAGCAAGGAGAUCGACGACCUGGACUUUAGCCCCGACAGCAAAGUUAUCACCAGCAUAUCUAAAGAUUCCCAGGGCUUAGUGUGGGACUUGGCCAGCGGCCAGCUUCAACAUAAGUUGCAGUGGAAAACGCCAGAGGGGGCCAAAUACCUGUUCAAGCGGUGCCGCUACGGGACGGUGGAGGCGCAGAAAGACAACUAUCGCCUCUUUACCAUAGCAAAUCCGCUUGGCAAGAUAGGUAAGCAGCGUGGCUUCCUGCAGCGCUGGAACUGCGCAAGUGGACAACUUCAACAAGCUGUUGCCAUCGACGAAAGCCUGUCAUCCCUGGCGGUGCGAGACGACGGUCGGUUCGUGGCUGUCGGCACGAUGUUCUCAGGAAGCGUCUCCAUGUACAUAGCAUUCAGUCUGCAGCGCGUGCUCCACAUUCCCCAUGCACACUCCAUGUUCGUAACGGGUAUUCAGUUCCUGCCUAUAACAAAUGAGGCUGGACCUCCAAUCUCCAGCGACACGGAGGCAGCCGUUUUGUCCAUUUCUGUGGACAACAAAGUCUGCAUACACAGUCUGGCCCAAAGGCGUGUAGUUCCCGCUUGGAUUGCCACUGUAUUUUUGAUAGUCAUGAUUUCGGCCGUUUUUGUGCUAUGCGCCUACAUUGGCAUCUGAUGUUCAAUGUUUCGAAGAGUGUUUAAAAAUAUGCAUUAUAAGAUUGUAAAGUUUCACCCCGUCCCUUGUCUCUCCACCAUAAUUGUCAUUAUUUUAAGAGCAUAGUCUUUUUCAAUUGCACUAAAAUUUAUAAUAGUUUGCUUAGUUGUAUACCAAUUGGAUUGUCUCUUAAAUCCCAGUUAAUGAAUUGUUGCUACUCAGGAAUCUGUGUCAGUUCUAAAUGAUUAAACUCAAUUGGCACUUUAAAGAAAUAUAUUAAUUUAAAAAAACGAA